GUCAGUGGUAGAGUUUAGUAAUGCCUGUGAUAGGUACUGGACGUAGACGUGUUUAAGUUCUCAACUGGUGGCAGUUAAAGAACUCGUUUAUAUAUUUAAAUUGAUUGCAGCUGUUAUUACUGUUUAAAUAUUUAGCAAAAUGUUGCAUUUGACCAACGCAUUUGUGAUUACAUUGCUUGCGAUUUUUUACACUGUACCCAACAUUUCCGCGAUUACUUAUGGUCGCUGCGUCUCACCUUUCAAUGGCAACGGAACCUGUGUGCAGUUAAUCGAGUGUCAAUUUAUUGUGGACAUCAUUUCUGGGUCUUUGAAUGCCGAAAAUGAGGAAAAACUUCGGAAAAGUCAAUGUGGCUACGACAACACUUUCAAAGAUAAUUCGCACAGAAUUGUGGUUUGUUGUCCAGAUAAACACUUGAAAGAGCCAACUCCACAUGUAAGAACCGAUAGUCAAGAGAGCCCUGGAAAUGUUUUACCCUUUGCUGGUGAAUGCGGCAGUUCGAUUACAGACUUUAUAUAUGGCGGUAAUAAGACACGUAUUUUAGACUAUCCAUGGAUGGCCUUACUUCAAUAUAGAACACGUAAUAAUGAACUUGACUUUCUUUGCGGUGGCAGUUUAAUCAAUUCCCGUUAUGUGCUCACGGCCGCGCAUUGCAUAAGUCGAAGCAAUUCGAACAAUGAACCAGUCUUGCAUAGUGUUCGAUUGGGUGAAUGGGACAUCAGGACCAAUCCUGACUGUGAGGUGGACAUAAGCGGCAAGAAGUCUUGCGCACCGCCAUUCAUCGAAUUGGGCGUAGAAAAGGCAAUAGCACAUCCCAACUACAUAAGCAGCUCAAAUGAGCAGUACUACGACAUAGCUUUACUGCGUCUGGAGCAAAGUGUGACAUAUACCGAUUUCAUACGUCCGAUCUGUUUGCCGGCGUCUACCGAGUUGUGUAACAGCAUGUUCGUGAACAGCACAAUGGAAGUGGCUGGCUGGGGAGCCACAAAUAAACCCAAAGCCGCCUCAUCGCCAGUGAAACUGGCUAUUAGUGUGGGGAUCUGGGAGACGGAUAAGUGUCAAAUCAUUUAUAGGUCGUCCAAUCGCUUAAUCAAUGGCACGCACCAAUUGUGCGCUGGUGGCGUAAGUGGAAUCGAUUCGUGUAGGGGCGAUUCUGGUGGACCAUUGAUGAUGCCUGAGUUAAUAAAUAAUCGCUUUAUUUACUUUGUGGCAGGCGUUAUUUCCUUUGGUCCAAAACCAUGUGGUUAUAACGGCUGGCCUGGUGUUUAUGCGCGCGUAGGCAACUACGUGGAAUGGAUAAAGGGUGCCAUCGAGCCCUAACAGCAGAACAGAUUGUAUAUUUUUAAUUAUUAAAAAAAUAUCAUAUUAUGUAGACAUUUCAUUGUUAUUUCUUGAAGUUUAAAAUAAAAUAUGUAAAUAAUUUGGAGUUU
Bactrocera tryoni is the source of this 1428-nucleotide messenger RNA. Its product is annotated as serine protease easter-like. Gene Ontology annotation, molecular function: serine-type endopeptidase activity. Gene Ontology annotation, biological process: proteolysis. The record is from RefSeq and is a predicted model, not a curated record. Lineage: Eukaryota; Metazoa; Arthropoda; Insecta; Diptera; Tephritidae. The coding region runs from base 140 to 1318 and encodes 392 amino acids. The transcript has 4 exons.